AUGCAAACCGAAGUCAUCGUAUCCAGAACACAGUCCACACACACUCUAUCUCUUACUGCUAGCUCCCACCAGGACGACGCCAGAAAGAGAAGAAUGACAAUGUCUACCGCAAAACUCGAAUAUUCAAAACCGCCUGCCGCCAUAAAAAAGGAGCAGACAACACCCAAAUCAUCCAUCAGACUACCAACUCGUAAAGACUCUCUCAAACACGCCUCCAUUCCCUCUCUUUCCCCUACCAUUCCCAACACAACCAACACAGCCAACACAACCAAUGCACCAGCUGCAGUCAUAAAGGGAAAAGAGAAUGGAAAGAUCGCCAGUCCAUCAAUGAUAUCUAGGCGCCAGUCUGUUACCAGAGCAACUACACUUGGUCUUGCCAAAGCCGCUCCUUUGUCCAACACCCCCAAUAAAAACCCAGCCAACGUGGGCACGCGCGGACCGGAAUCGCAAGAACCCACAAACGGAAAAGCCUUCAGGGGAACCAACAUAAACAUUUUGACAAGACGAAGAAAUAGCGCCAUGGCAACAGUAAACCAAAAAACAAUGCAACCAGCAGCAACACCAGCAGCAAUCAGCUCUCUGGCAAACGAAGUCCCCUCACCAACCUCACCAGUAGCAAAGUCAUCAAAACAGAAGAAACUCGAAUUAAUCAAUCGCCAAGUCCGUCGGUUCUCGAUGCCUGCAGUCCCCAAUGAUACACCUAAUAUUCCAGUCCAACCACACCAGCGUGGCCCAUGGUCUCCAUUCGGAAUGAAUAGACCCUCACUUACACCUGUAUCUCAAACAUCAGUUCAGAAAAUGAACGAAAGAUUGCCUUCUCCUGUUGAGGUCAAGGACAGAAGCCUUGCAUUGACCCAGAAAAAAUCGCAACAACUAAAAGCGUCAUUACUCAGCCAGGAGCCGAUGAACGUCAUUCAUGAGAUCCCGCCUGCCAGUGACACAUCUUCAGUCCACAGUGAUAUGCAAGAAGACGAACUCGACAUCCUUGGCACUGAGAUGGCCAUGGAAUCUAGCAUUUCGAUUUACACUUCAUCUUUAUCCGGCGAGAGCUCGACUAAUCUAAGUCGUCGUACAGAGAGUCCUGUCUCUGAUGCCGGUGCUGUGGCUCGGGUGGAAUCUACUUUAGACAAUGUAGCUGUGCCCACUUCGCCCAUUUCACCCAUUUUACCCAUUUCACCUACCUCACCUACUUCGCCUGCGGUUCAAGCUGAAUCUACAGAUACCCCUGACCCUCUUUUCAAUCGCAUUGCACGAACUGACUUGAAACCAUCUGUACCUAGCCAACCUAAUGUUCAGACUCUUCGUCACCGACGAUCUGUCCCGGAUGCGUUCCACAACAAUUCUGGUGAGACAGAAACCUCGCGAGAAUCACGUACUCCGUCACGCAAGGGCAGCCAAUCUAGCUUGCGCGGGAGCAAUUGCACCCAACACCCGACAUGGUUAUCCAAUGCUGGGUUUAUGCGCAAAACCAAGUGUGUGGCCUGCAGUUCUCACACAGCCAAAAACAUCAGUGCAGAUAUUGCACAGGGAGUUUCUAGUGAAGGUUCAAGUGGCCGUUGCCGAACACUGUCAAGGUCUAGCUCGAUGUUGUUUGAUCGCAAAAGUAGUGCUGGUUCCCUGGUCCUUCCCCCCCAGACUGCCCCGACCGUAAACGGAAAAGACGUCUCCCUGGGCAGGCUCGAGCACUCGACCGGUAGCUCACUCAGGUGCCUUUCUUUGCUGAAUGAAUCUAAUCAAUCCAAGUCUGACGAUCACUCGAUUAAUGUGAAUCUCGACCCCAGUCUGUCCUCGAUUAGUGACGAGAUUGUGUACGACUAUGAGCCAGACUCUCCCGUAGGUGCAACAGCCCACACUGUGUCCUCUGCCGCAAGCCAGAAAUCUUCCCGUACUGCAGAUGACCAUGAGAGUUCACCCGAAUGCCCCAGCUCUUCCAUCCCGACUCAAUCAGUUUUUCUUCAUCACUUGACUCAAAAGCAUACUUAUCUUCAUGCCAAUCUUGCCUUCUUACCCCUGGCUGCCUCAGCAGCCGUGGCAGCAGCCGAAGCAGCAUCAUCAAUUUAUCCUCAGGAUCCUCAAGCCACCACAAGUGAUGCUCAAGUCAGUACAACCGUAGUCAAUGCAGAUGGUACCAUUUCGUCCGACAGCCGUAUCACUACCGCCAUCGCAACAGCAGCAGCAGCAGCAGCAGCUUAUGUUGUGAACACAACCACACGUGGACAUGCCGAGACAGAGAUCGAGGGAGAUCACAAGGAGAUCUUUAUGGAUAUGCUUUCUAAUUGCAUUGAGCGUUCCGAUAAACUUGACAAGCUUAAGCGCGAUCUGCAGGAGUCUGAACAGCGCAUGAACGAAAUGGUUAUAAACCACCAGGUAUCCAAGAAGCCUUCCGCUAAGCAAGACCAGCAAUUUUCCCAGCAGAUCCUGGAGUACAAGAACAUUGUCAAGACACAGCGUCAGAUGAUGGAUGAAAUGGAGGGUUUAUUAGCUAGUUUUGGUGUCCACACAAAGCGGCCUCAGCUUUCAGUAUCAACAAGUUCACAAUCAAGCGCUGGUUCAGUAUCUACCCCAUCACAGGCCAGUUGGAGCAAUAUGUGGAACGGUACCAAGGAAGAAGGCAUUACUAAAAUGCGUUGGAACGUAAGCCAGCUCGUCGGUGGAGGAGUCGGUACAGGACGUUUGGUCGAGAAGAAGACCGACACUGAUGGCUCGUGCGUUAUGGUAAUUGCUGGCUCAGGUGUCACCACCGAAUCACGUCUGCUCCCAAAGCGUCUUGUCUCUGAUACUCAAGACGAUGCUGUACACCACCACAAAUACGUCUUGCAAUUGAAUGAAGAUGACCGACGUAAUAAGUUCGUACUUAAGUCUACCAAAGAAUGGACCCAGGAUAAAGAAGUCAAGCGUUGCGAGUUCGUGCUGAGUCCUGGCAGCGAGUCUGAAGAAGCAUCAACAUGUUCCGUUAAGUUUGGGUUCCUCCAGCGUCGUCAUCAUUGCCGCAGUUCAAACCGACUACCACUGUUCGAAACCACAGACGAGCAACCAGAAUGGGGCCGUGUAUGCGAUACAUGUUUCCAUGAUCUUGCUGGCCCACAUCUCCGCAAAUUCAACACUGCAUCCUAA
Messenger RNA from Phycomyces blakesleeanus NRRL 1555(-), 3114 nucleotides. RefSeq lists its product as hypothetical. The record is from RefSeq and is a predicted model, not a curated record. The transcript has 3 exons. Gene Ontology annotation, molecular function: metal ion binding. Bases 1 to 3114 code for a protein of 1037 amino acids. NCBI's taxonomy places the organism in Eukaryota, Fungi, Mucoromycota, Mucoromycetes, Mucorales, Phycomycetaceae.